AACAACAAUAACAUGAUUAGUUAUAAUGAUAAAAAUAUAGAAAUCAGUAUCAGUACAUAUGUAUCGGAAUCAGAUCGGAACUGAAAAAAAGAGGAUCUGUGCAUCUCUUUAAACAAUCAGACUUAUUUUUGUAACCAUUGACGUCGCCCCCUGCUGGCUUUUAUAAAGAAUGCAGGUUCAAGACUCUUCCACCUCUUCUUCCCCUUUGAAAUCCGAGGAGACCUUCACUUCUCAUUAACUCUAUGACCUCUACUCCUCUACAGUAGAGAUGAAUGAAUGCAUUUUUUGGUUUUCAGAAACUGCAUGUUGAUAAAACAAAAGAGCAUCAGAUCUUCAGGAAACAUUGCCCUGGUUAGUCUGGGUAAUCCACAGUCCCUCUGUAGGCUACACCAGGCUGCAGAGGUUGCACGCCUGUGUUUUGCUGCAUUUGGAAAGAUGUUGAUCUGAGCACGGUGGGCCUCAGGAAUGCCCGGAAUGGCAAUCACCUUUAUUCUAAUUACUUUCCCACCAUCACCAUGCUGUCAGCUGCUCUGUGGCUCCCUCUCAACACACAACGUGUCACUUUCCUCUGCACCGCUGCACACUGUCACCAUGAGCCUUCAGACCGUCCUCCUCAUGCUCUCAGUUUGUUUUUACAUGUUUCCCCCGGCUCUCUCCCCUCAUCCUGACUCUGCGAAAAAGAAGUCAGGCUGCUUCAAAGUCAACAACUGCAAAUGCAUCAUGAAGGACGGCAGCGGCGUGAUUAACCUGAAAGCUAUGGGAGAUGCAGACGGUUUCCUGGGGCGCUUGAGGCCUGUGUCCGCAGAGAACCUGCCCGUCAGUGUGGAGCUCCUCCUGUCCUUCAGCCCCUGCCAACCCUUCUCACAGCCAGAGGACUCGACAGGAACGGAGUGCACCAACGUUGCUGCAUGCCUCGUCGUCAGGUAUCACGAGAUCAACAGAUUCAUUAACCGCUAUUUCAGCUAUGGUAGACAUGAAGGGAAUGAGUUCCACUACAACGACACCCUGAAGACGCUGUCUGUCUCAUACUUUUCUCAUGAGCAGAAGCUGCUCACAGUGGUGCAUUAUCACUGUAACCCCGAUGAACCCGCUUCUUACAUCCAGGACCUGAGUCUCGGCACAGAGGAGCCCCUGCAGAUCUGGGUGGAGAGCCCCUGUGCAUGUCAGAAUGCCUGCGCCAUGGGAGAUCUGGGCGUGGGUACCAUCUUCCUCAUCAUCCUCUGCGUCAGUGCAGCUGCAUACUUCAUCCUUGGCUCCUGCGCCCUGAGGCCUUUUCGGAGCAGCAGUGGAGUUCAGAUCUCUCCCGAGCACAGUGUGUGGUGUAUGAUCUGCUACCUCUGCACUGAGAGAAGGCCAGCAAGAGGACACUAUGCAGACAUGACACACAGCGAACGACAAGCAGCUGCAACCCUCUGCAACGCUACAGGAAGUCUCAGUGUGUCAAAUGUUUUGACCUGAAGGUGUUGUGUCCCGCUGACGGCCCGCAGUCAGAAUGGUGUAAGUGUUUUACAGUUCAGCUCAGAGUGACAGGCUCAAUACCUUCACUCAGUAUGGUGAGGAAUUAUAAGUUAACAAUAAGCCUCUUUUCAUUUGUUUUUAUUGCUUAAAAAUUAAUUCUCUUUGAUAUCUUACAUUUACUUGUAAAAUACAAAAAUA
Messenger RNA from Labrus mixtus (cuckoo wrasse), 1656 nucleotides. RefSeq lists its product as uncharacterized. Bases 466 to 1458 code for a protein of 330 amino acids. The transcript is spliced from 4 exons. Lineage: Eukaryota; Metazoa; Chordata; Actinopteri; Labriformes; Labridae. Gene Ontology annotation, cellular component: trans-Golgi network. The record is from RefSeq and is a predicted model, not a curated record.